Vigna angularis (adzuki bean) is the source of this 838-nucleotide messenger RNA. Its product is annotated as V-type proton ATPase 16 kDa proteolipid subunit. The coding region runs from base 172 to 666 and encodes 164 amino acids. Gene Ontology annotation, molecular function: proton-transporting ATPase activity, rotational mechanism. The record is from RefSeq and is a predicted model, not a curated record. Gene Ontology annotation, cellular component: proton-transporting V-type ATPase, V0 domain. NCBI's taxonomy places the organism in Eukaryota, Viridiplantae, Streptophyta, Magnoliopsida, Fabales, Fabaceae. Gene Ontology annotation, biological process: proton transmembrane transport. The transcript is spliced from 3 exons.
CUGUCUCCACCUGUACCAAUCCAAAUAAUAAUUUCUUCUUCAAAAUUCAUUUGCUCACUACACUUUGAUCUGAUCUCCACAAACCCAAUCAAUUUCAUCAUUCUUCUUCUUCUUCCACAAAGAACAAGGAGAGAAAGUUUCAACACCGUAGCAGAGGAAUCAAAUCUAACCAUGGCAGGUUUCAGUGGCGACGAAACCGCUCCUUUCUUCGGCUUCCUCGGCGCUGCCGCGGCUCUCGUUUUCUCCUGUAUGGGAGCAGCGUACGGAACUGCGAAGAGUGGGGUGGGAGUCGCGUCGAUGGGUGUGAUGAGGCCGGAGCUUGUGAUGAAGUCGAUAGUGCCGGUGGUUAUGGCUGGAGUGUUGGGUAUUUAUGGGUUGAUUAUUGCGGUUAUCAUUAGCACCGGGAUAAACCCCAAGGCUAAGUCUUACUAUCUCUUUGAUGGUUAUGCCCACUUGUCCUCUGGCCUUGCCUGUGGCCUUGCUGGCCUCUCUGCUGGAAUGGCCAUUGGAAUUGUUGGGGAUGCUGGUGUUAGGGCUAAUGCUCAGCAGCCGAAGCUGUUUGUUGGUAUGAUUCUUAUUUUGAUUUUCGCUGAAGCUCUUGCUCUUUAUGGCCUCAUUGUGGGUAUCAUCCUCUCAUCUCGGGCUGGCCAAUCUCGUGCUGAUUAAAACGAGCCAACUCAGUGAUACUUGGUAGUCCAGUGAUUUUUAUUAUCAGGCCUGUAUUUGAAAUGGGAGAUAUUUGUCUUUAGUAUAUUGCUAUUAUUUCAUUUAUUUUCAUACACAAACCUUGUAUCCAAACUCCAUCAGUUUUAUCUAGUAUUUUCCUAUGGACUUCAUA